AUGGAGAAGGCACGCUCUCCGUGUGGCAUGCUUGUGGUGAAGAUGAAGGAGAUCGAAGAUGGCACUUUUGUGGCAGUGAACCGAGACAAGCGAAUGAAGCACUUGGUGGACAAGUUUGGGCUGGACAAAAUAGCUCACACGAGCUUAUCUGACAUUUUGGCACGCUGCGCGCCAGAAAAGCAACAAGAGUACUACUAUGAUCUCGAGAGGCAUUUCGAGUGCUCCGGCAAGCCCUCAGCCACUGCCAUGUUGCUCAUGAAAAAGCUUGCGAGCGGGGAUCCACUGGGCCCACCCGGCAAGCCGGGUCCUGGCAGCUAUUUGGACAAGAUGCAGCGGGGCGAGCGGGGCGCAGGGGGCGCAGAGCGAGGCAACGAACGAGUCGACCGAGGCAAAGGAAGCGAGCGUGGCCCAGACCGAGACCGUGACCGAGACCGUGACCGAGACCGGGAUCGAGGAUUUCGUGAGCGCGACCGCGGCUAUGAUGAUCGGCCCCGAGACCGCGAGCGCAGCAGGGGAGAUCUAGGAGACAGAGGCCGCAUGGAUCGCGGAGAUCGAGGAGAUCGCGGCUUUGCAGACAGGCGGGAUGAUCGAAGGGAUGAUCGAAGGGAUGAUCGAAGUGAUCGAAGAGAAGAUCGAAGAGACGAUCGAAGAGAAGACCGAAGAGAUGACCGAAGAGAUGGAAGAGACGACCGCAGAGACGAGCGCCGGUUUCCCGAUCGGCGCGAUGAGGGCAAGGAAGGUCGGAAGGGCGAGGGCCGCGCACGGGAUCCAAAGCAGCCUUGGGAGCCCCAACCAAAGGGCAUGGAAAAGCCGGAGCGAGGAGAAGGCUGUCCAGAAGCUGUAGGCCUGUCUGGUCGAGCUGCAGCCAAUGCCUUGCAGGCUGGGGCGGAGCGAGUCCGCCGAGAGGUUCAGGCAAAUAUUCAAGCAGCCAUCAGAAAGGCAAUCACAGAAGGAAGGCCUAUGGAGGAAUGGACUGCGUGA
Effrenium voratum is the source of this 981-nucleotide messenger RNA. The record is from the annotation of a GenBank genome assembly. NCBI's taxonomy places the organism in Eukaryota, Dinophyceae, Suessiales, Symbiodiniaceae.